UUCUGGUUCUCUGACGCCUGUCUUGAUUAUUUCCUACUGAAGUUUUGGGCACAUAAUCUUUGGCUCCUUCUCCCUCUCUUCCUGGUUCGAGUUUGCGUCAGCCCGUCAGAUAUGGGCGACCAUGAGGGCGAAUGGACACUUUCAAUGGCUGCGAAGCCUAUACUUUGGUCCUUCGUCUGGGCAUUCACCUGCCUCGUCGUCGUUUCUUUCCCCGAAUCAAUCAGCAGGCGGACGGGCGUGAUGAUGGUCUUCGCUGCCGGGUAUGGUGCAUGGCAAACUGCAACAGACCUAUCUCCUGACAUGAUUUUCAACGAAAUCUACGUGCGCUAUAUCUUGAUCUGUGCGUCACAUAUUCUCGCGAUGGUGUACAAGAAUCCCGGCACAAAGGCCAUACCAAACUCUCUUGAACCGACUUGUGUACAGCCGACAUGGAAUCCUCUCUACAGAGGAUGGAAAACUGUGUUCAAUGCCCGAGGCAUCGGGACGCAAUGGGAAGCGCCCUACCUCUGGCCCGGCAUCAAGCACACGUCGAUGGCGCGGAAGCCGACCUCAGCCCCAGAUCCCAGAAACUCCAGUCCUAGACUCCUUAGCGCACCUCACAACCUCACGGCGCGAAGCAAGUGGGCUGGAAUCGGUGUUCGCUGUGGCUAUCUACUGCUGAACUUCCUGGCCCUUUGUCUCUACUAUGAGUUCAUGGAGCCGCAGCGUCUUUUCACUGUUCCGCCGAGGCCUAGCGACUGGACGCGCGACAAGGAGGGCAUUGUGCGACGCCUGAUCCAGACUACCAUGGGCAACACACCUGCAACGCCGGUCACCAGCCGCGAGUUCCAUAUUCGCGCCGUCUUCGCCAUCGACAAGGUGGCACACGAUUUUCUGCUGCUUUCUUUGUAUCACGAUGCCUUUGCAAUCUUCUGGCUGUCCAUCGGUCUGGACGAGUCAUGGGAAUGGCCUCCUUUAUAUGGUCGGAUUUCCGAUGCAUACACCGUCCGACGCUUCUGGUCUCUGUAUUGGCACCGCCUGUUUUACAAAUCGGCUAGUAGCCACGCUGCACUCGUUCUGAGAUUCUUUCGAGUCGGAAGCCGGACGCCGUUCUCGAGGAUCCUGGUGUCGUUUCUGGUGUUCGGGCUGAGCGCGGUCAUGCAUGCUAUGGUGGACACGAGGCUUGGACGGACUUGUGCUUGGGGGAGAAAUUUGUGGUACUGGCUUUUGCAGCCUGCUGCGUUUGUUAUGGAAGGACUGGUGCAAUUUGUGUGGGUGAAGAGUAGAUGCCGGCAUCUAGCAUCUCGAUAUCUCUCUGUACGGAUCUUGGAGAUACUCGAGAGGCUUACGGGGUAUGCGUGGGUGUGCGCGUGGCUGUUAUGGGAAGGGCCGAAGCGUUCAUUUCCAAUGGCUACAUGUCAACGUCGUAUGCAUUGAUUUGGUGUAGCCAUGCCUAUGGUACAUCUCUGCUACAGGUGCGGGCGAAGCUUUCAGUUCGGAAGUACCACAUCAGGAUCUGUGUUUCUCUGAGACAAUGCCUUGGUCUACAUGUCGAAUGCAUGCUCCGGUGAUCGUUGUGC
Messenger RNA from Paraphaeosphaeria sporulosa, 1559 nucleotides. RefSeq lists its product as uncharacterized. The record is from RefSeq and is a predicted model, not a curated record. The coding region runs from base 112 to 1416 and encodes 434 amino acids. The transcript has 2 exons. NCBI's taxonomy places the organism in Eukaryota, Fungi, Ascomycota, Dothideomycetes, Pleosporales, Didymosphaeriaceae.